AUGGGGACCCCACGGGCGCCCUGGCCUCUUGUCUGGGCCGUGCUGCAGCUGGGCUGGUGGCCAGGAUGGCUCUUAGACUCCCCCUACAGGCCCUGGAGCCCCCUCACCUUCUCCCCGGCCCAGCUCACGGUGCUCGAGGGGGAGAACGCCACCUUCGUCUGCCACCUGCCCGACGUACCCGAGAGCUUCGUGCUCAACUGGUACCGCGUGAGUCCCCGCAACCAGACGGACAAGCUGGCCGCCUUCCAGGAGAACCACACCGAGCCCGGCAAGGACAGGCGCUUCCGCGUCACGCGGCUGCCCAGCGGGCAGGACUUCCACACGACCAUCCUCGCCGCCCAGCUCAACGACAGCGGCAUCUACCUCUGCGGGGCCAUCUACCUGCCCCCCAACACGCAGAUCUAUGAGAGCCCACGAGCGGAGCUCACUGUGAAAGAGAGAGUCCUGGAGCCCCCCACAGAGAGUCCCAGCCCCCCACCCAGACUCACCGGCCAAGGCCAGGGGCUGGUCGUGGGCGUCACAAGCGUGCUGGUGGGUGUCCUGCUGUUGCUGCUGCUGACCUGGGUGCUGGCUGCGGCCUUCCCCAGGGCCACUCGAGGUGCCUGUGCCUGCGGGAGCGAGGACGAGCCUCUGAAGGAGGGCCCCUCUGCGGCACCCGUGUUCACCGUGGACUACGGAGAGCUGGACUUUCAGUGGCGAGAGAAGACGCCCGAGCCCCCCGCCCCCUGCGCCCCCGAACAGACCGAGUAUGCCACGAUCGUCUUCCCCAGCAGGCCGGGCUCCCCGGGGCCCCUGCCUCUGAGGCCCGAGGACGGACCCUGCCCUUGGCCCCUCUGACCGGCUUCCUCGGCUGGCCUGCCAGGAGCCCGGGCGGACCCUUCCCCGGAGGAGCGUGCCGUGGGGAGGCUGUGGGGACUGCCAGCUUGGCUCUCCUCUCGCCGCUCACGUGACCCGGGGGUAGGAGGUGUCCCCGUCCCGUGUGGCCGUGUGGCGGUGGGGAGGGGACUCGGGGCCCGAGCCGGCCCAUCGCUCCCCAGAUCUGCUGCUCUGCACCUCCACACACGCCUCCCUGCGGGGGAUGGUCUGGCGCUGCGGCUCUCCCUGACCCACCAAUGCCUCCCAGGGGAGCUCCAGGACAUGGGCGCACAGGGUCCCUGGUUGGGGACUGUGCCGGUGAAGUGCCCCCACGGCCAAGAGAUGCAGCACACGGGUGGAGGGGCACACGCAUGAGGUCCGGGACCUCGUGCCCCUCCGGGCCUGGAAAAGAGCUCCUGGUGUGGGGAAGGGCAGGCCGUCCGUGGGCCACCCUCAUGCACAGCCCAGCCCACCAAACAGCCUGGGGGCAGGGGGGCAACAAGGGGAACGGGCCCCAGCUGGGGAGUCGCCCUCCCCUCGGUGCCCAUGCAUGGUGCUAUUUAUGGGGGCCUCCGCCCGGCACCCCCCGGGCCCACUGUCACGGCGG
Felis catus (domestic cat) is the source of this 1462-nucleotide messenger RNA. RefSeq names its product programmed cell death 1 (gene PDCD1). Gene Ontology annotation, cellular component: membrane; external side of plasma membrane. NCBI's taxonomy places the organism in Eukaryota, Metazoa, Chordata, Mammalia, Carnivora, Felidae. Gene Ontology annotation, biological process: negative regulation of immune response; positive regulation of T cell apoptotic process. The record is from RefSeq and is marked provisional.